Messenger RNA from Trichoderma aggressivum f. europaeum, 918 nucleotides. RefSeq lists its product as uncharacterized. NCBI's taxonomy places the organism in Eukaryota, Fungi, Ascomycota, Sordariomycetes, Hypocreales, Hypocreaceae. Bases 1 to 918 code for a protein of 305 amino acids. The transcript has 5 exons. The record is from RefSeq and is a predicted model, not a curated record. Gene Ontology annotation, molecular function: oxidoreductase activity. Gene Ontology annotation, cellular component: cytosol.
AUGCCUCUAGACGCUAACCAUCCCGACUUCUGGACAGAGGCACUGCAGUUCACGCCUACAAUCCAUCGAGAUGUAUACCCCACCAUCAGCCCAUCAAAUGAAGACAUUCAGCAAAUUGCACACGGAAAAGUAGUCUUGAUCACUGGAGGGGGCAGUGGAUUUGGCAAAGGCGCGGCAAAGCAAUGGGCAACGGCAAAAGCCUCCGCUAUAGUACUGGCAGCGAGAACCCAGCAGAGCAUUGAUGAAGUUGUCGAAAGCCUAAAGACAGCUGAUUCGACCACGCAAUUCUUACCAAUUGCAACAGACGUGUCUUCUGAAACCGAUGUUCGCAAUCUGUUCCAAAGGGCAAUCCAGGCUUUUGGCAAGAUAGACGUGGUUGUUCACUGUGCUGGCGUACUUGGGCCUCUUGAACUAAUUGGCGAUGCUCCUGUCGACGAGUGGUGGCAGUGCUUUAAUAUCAACGUCAAGGGCACUUUCCUAGUUGCACGAGAACUUGCGCGCGCAUCAGCCAAAAACGAAGCGACAUUCAUCCAAACCGGUACUGCCGCGUCCUAUUUUGCGAGUCCGCAACAGUCUUCAUAUACAUCAUCGAAGCUGGCGACCAACAUGAUUCUCAGCCAACUACACGAGGAAUACGACAAUCUGCGAGUCUUCAAUGUGCACCCAGGCAUGGCGCUGAGCAAAGUGCUACGCCCUGAAUUACAUAUUUAUGCUAAAGACACGGUUGAGCUUUUCGGCAGUCUUACCAUCCAUCUCAGCGGGCCAAAAGCGGAUUUCUUGAGGAACCGCUUCAUUGCUGCAAACUGGGAUGUCACUGACCUGGAGAAGCAUCAAGAUGAGAUAGUUGCUGAAGGACUACUCAAAAGCCAGGCGUUCAAGGGCGACAUGGGACCAGGAGGUCACAAGUUCAAAUCAUAG